CUCCCCGGCAGCGCCGCGGCUGCUACACCGGGUAGGUUUCCAGUCACUAUGGCGGCCGCUGCGCUGAAGGUCGGAGGAAAGUUUUCGCGGCCGGCGGCUGCCUGAGAGGCAGAGCUACCGAGCGGGAGGCGUCCGGGCCCGGCCGCCAGGCCUCUCCCGCCGCCGCCGGGCCAGCGGAGCCGCGCUCGGCGGGCGGAGAGCGCGGGGGGCUGAGGAGCGGGCCCUCCUCAUGCGCAGGCACCUGCGGAGGGGCUGAGCGGAGCGGAGGACGCCGCCUCUCCCGGCUCGCCGCUCCCCGCGCCGGGGGCUUGUGGCGGAGACUUCCUGGAGCAGCCCCCUGCUCGCCUCUCUCCUCCGCCGGUCCCCGCGCCCCCGCCCGCCGGCCCGCCGCCAGCAGACCCGCCGCGGAGGGACGCUUGCCCGCUGCUGCCAGCCAGAGCCAUCGCGGGCACCGCCUGGUGCACCUCGUAGGCCGUCCCCGAAGGACCCUUCCCACGCGUUAGUUUGUCCCCGAGAGAAGGAGAGUUUGAAGCCCUCUCCAUGCCUUAUCAAGUUCCUUGUCUGAGUGGCUGCCUGAAACUGUAGACCGGUUCAGCUUUAUCUGGUGUAGGGGAGGAAAACAGGAUAGCUUUCAUACCCCAUCCUAAAUCGAGGACCACCUAUUCUGCUUUGGUUUAAUAUACGAAGAUGGUGAAAUGCGGAUUGUCCUGUGAAGCGACUAGAUCUCUGUUGUGGAUUGCUGUGGAGGUUUGGGUCAAAAAUUGUGGAGGACAGUCUACGUCAGAAGAGGAUCUCUUCAUCUCUGGUCGGUGUGGCAACCCCAAUCUGUCCUCGAUGCCUUCAGCCUUGGCCAUCUUCACUUGCCGCCCGAACUCUCAUCCAUUUCAGGAGCGUCAUGUCUACCUGGACGAGCCUGUCAAGAUCGGCCGCUCAGUGGCUCGCUGCCGGCCAGCUCAGAAUAACGCAACUUUUGACUGUAAGGUGCUGUCCAGGAACCAUGCUCUUGUCUGGUUUGAUCACAAGACAGGCAAGUUCUAUCUUCAAGACACUAAAAGUAGUAAUGGUACCUUUAUUAAUAGUCAGAGACUGAGUAGAGGAUCCGAGGAAAGCCCACCAUGUGAAAUUAUGUCAGGUGACAUCAUCCAGUUUGGUGUAGAUGUGACGGAGAACACGCGGAAAGUUACCCAUGGAUGUAUAGUCUCCACAAUCAAACUGUUUCUUCCAGAUGGAAUGGAAGCUCGAUUGCGAUCAGAUGUUAUCCAUGCUCCAUUACCAAGUCCUGUUGACAAGGUUGCUGCUAACACUCCCAGUAUGUAUUCUCAGGAAUUGUUUCAGCUUUCACAGUAUCUACAGGAAGCCUUACAUCGGGAACAAAUGUUGGAACAGAAGCUGGCAACCCUUCAGCGACUACUUGCUGUCACGCAAGAGGCUUCAGAUACUAGUUGGCAGGCUUUAAUAGAUGAAGACAGGCUGCUAUCAAGAUUAGAGGUUAUGGGAAAUCAGUUACAGGCAUGUUCAAAGAAUCAAACAGAAGACAGUAUACGAAAAGAGCUUAUAGCAUUACAAGAAGACAAACACAACUAUGAGACAACAGCCAAAGAGUCCUUGAGGCGGGUCCUUCAGGAGAAAAUUGAAGUGGUCAGAAAACUGUCUGAAGUGGAGCGGAGUUUAAGUAAUACAGAAGAUGAAUGUACUCACCUGAAAGAAAUGAAUGAGAGGACUCAGGAAGAAUUAAGAGAAUUAGCUAAUAAGUAUAAUGGAGCUGUAAAUGAAAUUAAAGAUCUUUCUGACAAGCUAAAGGUAGCAGAAGGAAGACAAGAAGAAAUCCAACAGAAAGGACUGGCUGAGAAAAAGGAAUUGCAGCAUAAAAUAGAUGAAAUGGAAGAGAGAGAGCAAGAGCUUCAAGCAAAAAUAGAGGCUUUGCAGGCUGAUAAUGACUUCACCAAUGAGCGGCUAACUGCUUUACAAGUACGGUUAGAACAUCUUCAAGAGAAAACUCUUAAAGAACACAACAGCUUAGGCAUACAAGUUGACGACUUCAUACCUAAAAUUAAUGGGAGCACAGAGAAAGAGCACUUUCUUUCAAAGAGUGGAGGGGACUGCACUUUUAUUCAUCAGUUCAUAGAAUGUCAGAACAAGAUCAUAGAUGAAGGACAUCUAACCAAAGUGGAAGAAACAAAGCUUUUGAAAGAGAAUCAAGCAAGAGUCAAAGAAUCUGAUUUGUCAGACACUCUUAGUCCAAGCAAGGAAAAAAGCAGCGACGACACUACAGAUGCCCAAAUGGAUGACCAAGAUCUAAAUGAACCUAUUGCUAAAGUAGCUCUUCUAAAAGAUGAAUUGCAGGGUGCGCAGUCAGAGACUGAGGCUAAGCAAGAAAUUCAGCAACUGCACAAGGAGCUGAUUGAAGCCCAAGAGCUAGCUAGGACAAGUAAACAAAAAUGCUUUGAACUUCAAGCGCUAUUGGAAGAAGAGAGAAAAGCGUAUCGAGUGCAAGUUGAAGAAUCUAACAAGCAAAUAAAUGUUCUGCAAGCUCAGUUGCGAAGGUUACAAGAAGAGAUUGAGAAUCUUCGUGAGGAAAAGGAGAAUGAAGUUUCAAGCACUCGAAAUGAACUAGUCAGUGCUCAAAAUGAGAUUCUGUCACUUCAACAAGUAGCAGAAAAGGCAGCAUCAGAACGAGAUACAGGUAUUUCUGCAUUGCAAGACGAGCUGCAAACAGUGCGAGCGGAACUUGAACGGUGGCGGAAAGAUGCCUCAGAUUAUGAAAAAGAAAUUGUCAGUCUGCAAGCCAGUUUUCAGCUCAGAUGCCAGCAGUGUGAGGAUCAGCAGAAGGAAGAGGCUACUCGCUUAAAAGGUGAACUUGAAAAGUUGAAGGCAGAGUGGAGUGCUCUGGAAGCUGAAUGUGUUACACUAAGGAAGGAAAAUACUUUGCUUACAUCUGAACUUCAACGACAAGAGAAGGAGCUUUCUAGCUCUCAGAAACAGAGUUUAGCGCUAACCAGCGAUAUAAGUGUUCUUGAAAUGUCUCGAAAGGAACUUGAAAAUCAGAUGGGAUCUUUGAGAGAAAAACAUCAACGGGAUGCAGCUAGUCUAAAAAGCCAACUCAGUGAAGCUGAGAGUCAAGCAAAAGAUGUUCAGAAAGAGUAUGAAAGAACACAGACUGUGCUCUCAGAGCUGAAGGCGAAGUAUGAGGUGGCUGAACAGGAAAACCAGUCACUCACAGAAGAGCUCAAACAAUGUAAAGAAAACCUGAAGCUGCUACAAGAAAAAGGAAACAACAGACAAUGGCCUUGGAUGCCUGUGAUGGCAGCUUUGGUUGCUGUAACAGCCGUGGUGCUGUACCCAGGCCUAACCAGAGCUUCUCCAUGAGAACUGUUGUUGAAUCCAUACACCGUCCUCCCUUUAGAAGCUGGCAACAUUCAUAUACUGAGGGAAAACAGAUUAAUUCUCUUCCUUUUUACCUCUUAAUACAGCACAGCUCUGCGUGAGAACAGCAGUAGGGUCAUUUGCUUUAAACUGUAUAAAAUGUAUCUGUCUAUAAAGAGGGAAUAAAAUUGUGAUUCAUCA
Gymnogyps californianus (California condor) is the source of this 3564-nucleotide messenger RNA. It is a transcript of the gene SLMAP, whose product is annotated as sarcolemma associated protein. The transcript is spliced from 25 exons. Gene Ontology annotation, molecular function: protein binding. The coding region runs from base 688 to 3366 and encodes 892 amino acids. Gene Ontology annotation, biological process: protein localization to plasma membrane; regulation of voltage-gated sodium channel activity; regulation of membrane depolarization during cardiac muscle cell action potential. The record is from RefSeq and is a predicted model, not a curated record. NCBI's taxonomy places the organism in Eukaryota, Metazoa, Chordata, Aves, Accipitriformes, Cathartidae.